Molecule: messenger RNA, 813 nt
Organism: Thlaspi arvense
Lineage: Eukaryota; Viridiplantae; Streptophyta; Magnoliopsida; Brassicales; Brassicaceae
Source: the annotation of a GenBank genome assembly
UCUUUCCAAUGGUAAAUUUGUUAAGUUGAAAUAAAACAAACCACGGGAGUCACAUAUGCUUGUGAGUGAAUAAAAUUUUGUCUAAAUCUCGGGACAAUAAAGGGAAGAGGAGUUUACCCUGAUGAUCAUGCGCAGCGGUGAGAAUCGAUCGCCGGAGAUCUCGGUGACGGAGGCAGAGAAAUCGUAAUCCGGUGGUGAGAAACAAACUACGAAGCUGAUUUUUCCCUGACGGAUGAUUAUGCGCAGCGAUUUCGGUGACGGAGGUAGAGAUAUCAGAUCCGCGUGAUGCUAUCAUAGUUUGAAACUGUGUUAAAACAGACACACAUAACAAAGUCAGCGGAAGUUGAAGAAGAAGAGAAGGGAAAUCUUCAACACAAACAAUGCUCUGAUUGCAAGAAGAUAAUUCAAUCAACUUAGAUAUCUCACUGUUCGUCUUCUAUCUAUCCAUCAACAUUGUGUAGUGCCUUUAUGAGAUCCAACAAUGAACCAGAGAAAACAUCAAAUAUCAUCAGUUAUCUCUUGUUGAUGCAAGACCAUAGUGACCGUGACAUGAUCCGUCUCGCCUUCUGUCUAGAUUCCGUGAUGCGUUCCAUGAUCAACUGUGUUACACGAAGAGAAAUAGAAGAUCUGAGAAGGACAUUUUUCAAAAAUCCUGUCGUUUUCACUGCAAAGGCCAUGAUCCCUUUGUAUAAUGUCAGGAAUCGAAACGGUUUCUUCCGUGACGCUACGUCAAACCAGAUCCUCAGUGCCUCAUCUAUCUUUUCAGGGGCAUUUUUAGAUGCUAAGCAUAGGAAGAUCUUACCUGAUGAAUGA